Molecule: messenger RNA, 976 nt
Organism: Cuscuta europaea
Lineage: Eukaryota; Viridiplantae; Streptophyta; Magnoliopsida; Solanales; Convolvulaceae
Source: the annotation of a GenBank genome assembly
GCUUCUCAGCUUCAGGUUCGCCUCAUGGCCGACUCAUCUGCUCCUUUCAAGAAAGUUCAGAUUCAGAGGGAUGACACCACAUUUGAUGCAUAUGUAAUUGGAAAAGAAGAUGCUCCUGGAAUUGUUGUGCUUCAGGAAUGGUGGGGUGUGGACUUUGAGAUAAAAAACCAUGCUCAGAAGAUCUCUGAAUUUGACUCUGGUUACAAGGCACUUAUACCCGAUCUGUACCGUGGAAAAGUUGGAUUAGAUGUUGCAGAAGCACAACAUUUGAUGGAAGGGCUUGAUUGGCAAGGAGCUGUGAAAGAUAUUCAUGCCUCAGUUAAUUGGCUAAAAGAGAAUGGUUCAAAGAAGGUUGGAGUUACUGGAUACUGCAUGGGUGGUGCCCUUGCCAUUGCAAGUUCUGUUUUAGUAUCUGGUGUUGAUGCUGUUGUAGCAUUCUAUGGAGUCCCUUCUUCUGAGCUGGCAGACCCUGCCAAGGCUAAGGCACCUGUGCAGGCUCAUUUUGGCGAGGAUGAUGGUUUUGCUGGAUUUUCAGAUAUUAAGGCUGGGAAAGAGUUGGAACAGAAGCUGCAGGAAUCUGGAGUUGAACAUGAGGUGCAUUUCUAUCCAAAGACUGGGCAUGCAUUUAUGAACAUCUCCUCCGACGGGGUACAAAGGAGGAGAACCAUGGGAGAGUCUGAUGUUGAGAAUGCCACUGUAGAGCUGGCCUGGUCUCGUUUCCGCUCAUGGAUGAACCAUUUCCUGUCCCCUGCCUGAAUAAACAGUAAAUUACAAUGCCUUUGUUUGAAGUUAUCAACAGUAAGUAGUAGUAUGGAGUUGGCCAACAAUCUUGGUACUAUAAAGUAGUUGCCGUGCCAAAUGCUUGUUUGGGGUGUGCCUUGCUAUGGUAUUGUACUCAUGCUUUCUGUACUUCGGCUGGGCAAAAUGUGCCUUUUGAUUGUUUAUGAGUUAAUAUAAGUAUAGAACUGGGCCGGGG